GCUGAAUUUGUUUCUGAACCGUUGCUUAUGACGCUUCCUGAUCAUGCUUUGCUUACCGCGGAAUUUUUUGCUGUCAAAAGCGAAUGUUUUGAGCUUUGUAAUGAAAUCCGUCUGUCGAACUCCAUGCAAUGUCCACGCGGAAUACGAUACCCAGAACCUUAUAUUUCUUUUGCAAAGACAUAUCCUAGAGUUGUGGAGCUUCGUCAAUGGUUAGUUUAUCUACGAUCAUUGCUCAGACAAGUGACUUGGCCCUCCUCCCUGCAGUGUCAUUCCUUCUUUGUUCAAGUAUCGAACAAGACCUUCAACAGAUAGAAGCUCAGUUUCACUGUUUUCGCAUUCAACUAAACGACCUUCGUCGGAAGCUCUCACACAUGCCACAGUAUUGUGGAAAUUUCAUCAGCGAAUUGGAGAUGCUCCACCUAUCGGUCGAAAGAAGCUGGGAAGCGUUAUCUACUAUCGAAAAGCUGUUGCAAUUUUUGGUGGACCAUUCAUGCAAUCCAGUCGUACAAGCAUUGUGCUCCUUUGUGCAGUCGACGAAACUAAUCCACAUGACUCCUGAAAACGUCGGCGUCCUCCGGGAGCUCGCAGCUUAUACGAUUAAUUUAAUCACUGUUGGUCAACAGAUUAAGUUGGACGAACUUGAAUUACUUGAAAUGUGGAAUUCACACACGCAGCGGAAACCUUCCGGAUACUUUGGUGAAUCACCCGCCGAUACUCGGUUCUCACAGGAGUCCGGCUUAGGAAUAUGUUCUUCUGGGUUCAGCUCUCUACCGAGUUCAACGAAAAAUGGUGAUGCAUCCGAAUUUUGGGUGGGAGUGUAUCCUCACCGGAGAAGCGCCAGCGCCCCAACUCUCACCCCAGACGAAAUUGUUGCUCAGUCACCCCUCAUGUAUCAGCCGCUCUGUACACCAGUACUUCCGCAUGCAGAUGCCUGCUCGUUCGACUCCUUUUUCAUGGACGCCACCCUAUUGGACCUCGAUAAUGAGUCUUCUGGUUUCGGAUGCGAUGUUUCUUUAUUUAGCGACGAUAAGGUGUCGCGUCUAAAUGUCCCAUCCUCGUUUCAUCCGUUCGUGAAUAGCUCCGAAGUGGAUCUCUCGAAUACCUUCGCUCCUCCGAAGCACUUUUACCAACCUCCAUGUUCAACGUCUUCCUAUGGGUACAAGUCAGCACACCGCCGCGCUCUUAAUUAUACGGCGUCACUGAACCGACUUAAUUCUGUCAGUGCCAAACUACCUCCGUCGGCUGACCCUAACAACUACAUCUGUACCACUUUUGGAUCUACCGGUCACCUAGCAAAUGCUGUUCUCGAAACUCUGGAUCUCUGCGAAUUGCCGUACUCUACAAACCAGCUUGCCGGUUUUGACACUUCCACCGUACUUUCCACUCCGUUUACUCGACUGCCGGUUUUUUGUACAGUGGACGAGUCAAAGAAUCUUGGUGAUACAAUGCCGGCAGCCGAACCACCAACUGGGAUUCAUCACAUUCCACAUCAUCUGUCGCCAAGCAGAGAUGUCGUAAGGACAUCGACGCUUCAAUCGAAUCUCACAUCGAAAUGGAAACGACUGGUGCACGAUCCGAAGAAUGUCAACCGUGGUCCUAAGGAAGAAACUACACUAUCCCAGUGCGAUCACAGCGCCUCCGUUUCCCAUUCCGGCAAUCUUGCAGCGUACUCAUACGUUGGAAAUACCGAUGAAUGCAGACGCGUCUCGCGAAAUGCAUUGCCCACUGACAUUCGGAGUCCCUGGACCAUCUCGCAAACAAAUGUUUCCAGUCUGACUGUUACCACUGUUUCGCUAGUAACGCUGAUGCUUUUGUCACUCGUCUUCAUUGUUCACAUUCCCAGAAUCACUCGACAGACUGUGUCUGAGGUGAUUACCCACACCCCCGAAGACAAUUAUCCAUUUUCUCUUAUAAGUCCAGAGCUUGGAGUAGGACUAAUUCCAUUUGGAUGGCUAAGACAGAUACUGUGCCUACAACCCCCAGAUGCCAAAUAUGUUCCAUAUUGA
This is a messenger RNA of Dicrocoelium dendriticum, 2006 nucleotides long. Lineage: Eukaryota; Metazoa; Platyhelminthes; Trematoda; Plagiorchiida; Dicrocoeliidae. The record is from the annotation of a GenBank genome assembly.